Neurospora crassa OR74A is the source of this 480-nucleotide messenger RNA. RefSeq lists its product as hypothetical. The transcript has 2 exons. The record is from RefSeq and is a predicted model, not a curated record. The coding region runs from base 68 to 364 and encodes 98 amino acids. Lineage: Eukaryota; Fungi; Ascomycota; Sordariomycetes; Sordariales; Sordariaceae.
CUUUUACAAUCACUCCAACUUGGCAAACGCACAUCAUAGUCUCUUGUAUAAAUUGAGAGCAGCCACCAUGGUCGCCAUUUCCCACGCAGUCCUCUUCGGCAUGGUCGCCAGUUUCAGUGCCCUCGUGAGCGCAGACAACUGCAAGCCUCGUCUGUUUUACUGCGGAACAACCCUUUUGCGUAAAGGCAACUAUUACGACCAAAUCGAGGGGGCCCUGAAAGCUAGUGGGCAGUCGACCAACGAUGCGCACAUUCACAAUGGCUUGUUCUAUUGUACUGGAGGACCGAAUGGCGAGAUUACCUUUCAGGCUUUUUGUGGUAAUGGGUGUGUGGAUGGUGGGAAUGGGAAGAGUGAUCAUUGCUAGUCGCUGCUUGUGACAUGGAGAGAGAGGUUGUAUCGAUGUUGAUCGGAAACGGACAGGUUGUAUCUUGAGGUUGAUCGGGUUUGGAUGUAGGCGAAAUGAUGAACGUGGUUGAAGUA